Striga asiatica is the source of this 2674-nucleotide messenger RNA. NCBI's taxonomy places the organism in Eukaryota, Viridiplantae, Streptophyta, Magnoliopsida, Lamiales, Orobanchaceae. The record is from the annotation of a GenBank genome assembly.
UCUGGGCACUACUGGCCUUACUCUGCAUUGCCACAACAGCCUUCAUCUCAAAAAUAUGCCGGCCCGAACCCAAACUCCCGCCCGGCCCAAAACCGUGGCCCGUUAUCGGCAACCUCCACCUCAUCGGCCCCGUCCCACACAUAUCCCUCACUCUUUAUCCCGAAAAUACGGCGAACUAAUGCUCCUAAAGUUCGGAAAAUUCCCUGUUGUCCUGGCCUCGUCCCCCGACAUGGCGAAACAGUUCCUUAAGACCCACGACGCGGUUUUCGCCUCCUGACCCCCACUCUCCGCCGGAAAAUACGUUUCCUACAACUACUCGGACAUGACGUGGGGCCCGUACGGCCCACAAUGGCAGCAAGCCCGUAAAAUCUACCUCUCGGAGGUUUUCAACGCCAAGAGCCUCGACUCGUUCGAGCACGUCCGGGCGGACGAGCGGGCCAAUCUCAUCUCCCGGCUGUUUUCCCGGUCAGGCGAGCCCGUCGUGCUCAGGAAGCACCUAAUGCGCUACACGCUCUCGACCACGUGCCGCAUGUUCGUGAGCGAGAAAAUCUUCGAGAGGUCGGGCGUGUCGCUCGACGACCUGCAAAGGCUUUUGGAUGAGUGGUUCUAUCUUAGCGGUGUGGUGAAUACCGGCGAUUGGGUGCCGUGGCUAGAUUUUCUCGAUCUUCAAGGGUACGUUAAGCAGAUGAAGGGUUUUAAGAGGAAGAUCGACGGGUUCCUUAGCCACGUGAUUGAUGAUCGUAAGGCUGUGCAGAGGUCGACGAAGAAAGACGUGGUGGACGUGUUGUUGCGGCUUGCAGAGGACACGAAUCUUGACAUUAAGAUGACGAGGGAUCGUGUCAAGGCGUUGUUACAGAACCUACUAGUCGGAGGCACAGAUACGACAGCAACCACGGUCGAGCGGGCCAUACUCGAGAUUCUCAAGCACCCCCACGCAAUGGAGAGGGCUAAAGACGAGCUCGACUGGGUAAUCGGGGGAAACCGAUGGGAGAACGACUUCUCCCGACUGCCCUACAUCGAGUCCAUCAUCAAGGAGACGCUAAGACUCCACCCGCUCGCCACUCUACUCUUCUGGCCCAAGAGGUUCUUGGGCAGUAACUUCGCACUAUUGCCGUUCGGGUCGGGCAGGAGGAGGUGCCCGGGGUAUGGCCUCGGGCUUAGAAUGGUCCGAACGACACUGGCGAAUUUGGUGCAUGGGUUCGAUUUUAGGUUGACCGAGGGAAUGAGCAGAGCAGAUAUAUGUAUGGAGGAGGAGUAUGGGCUCACUACACACCCCAAAGUUCCCUUCAUCUCAACAACCCGCAGGCCCAAACCCAAACUCCCACCCGGCCCGAAGCCGUGGCCCGUUAUCGGCAACCUCCACCUCAUCGGGCCCGUCCCACACAUAUCCCUCCACUCCCUAUCCCGAAAAUACGGCGAACUAAUGCUCCUAAAGUUCGGAAAAUCCCCUGUCGUCGUGGCCUCGUCCCCUGACAUGGCCAAACAGUUCCUUAAGACCCACGACGCAGUUUUCGCCUCCCGACCCCCACUAUCCGCCGGAAAAUACGUUUCCUACAACUACUCGGACAUGACGUGGGCCCCAUACGGCCCACAAUGGCGACAGGCCCGUAAAAUCUACCUCUCGGAGGUUUUCAACACCAAGAGCCUCGACUCUUUCGAGCACAUGCGGGCGGACGAGAGGGCCAAUCUCAUCUCCCGACUGUUUUCCCAGUCGGGCGAGCCCGUCGUGCUAAGAGAGCACCUAAUGCGCUACACUCUCUCGACCACAUGCCGCAUGUUCGUGAGCGAGAAAAUCUUCGAGAGGUCGGGUGUGUCGCUCGACGAGCUGCAGGGGCUUUUGGACGAGUGGUUCUUUCUGGGUGGUGUGGUGAAUAUCGGUGAUUGGGUGUCGUGGCUCGAUUUUCUUGAUCUUCAAGGGUACGUUAAGCAGAUGAAGGGUUUUAAGAGGAAGAUCGACGGGUUCCUUAGUCACGUGGUUGAUGAUCGUAUGGCUAAGCAGGGGUCGACGAAGAAAGACGUGGUGGAUGUGUUGUUGCGGCUUGCAGAGGACACGAAUCUUGAUGUUAAGAUGACGAGGGAUCCAACCACAGUCGAGUGGGCCAUACUCGAGAUUCUCAAGCACCCCCACGCAAUGGAGAGGGCUAAAGACGAGCUCGACAGGGUAAUCGGGAAAAACCGAUGGGUCGAGGAGAACGACUUCUCCCGACUGCCCUACGUUGAGUCCAUCGUCAAGGAGACACUGAGGCUCCACCCGCUCGCCACUCUACUCACGCCACAUUACUCGCUUGAGGACUGCAAUGUGGCAGGCUACGACGUGUCCAAGGGGACAAUGGUCCUCAUAAACACGUGGAGCAUCGGGCGGGACCCACGUGCCUGGGACGAGCCUGAGAAAUUCUUCCCCGAGAGGUUCUUGGGCAAUGAGGUGGAUAUGUUGGGCAGCAACUUUGCACUAUUGCCCUUUGGAUCGGGCAGGAGGAGGUGCCCGGGGUAUGGCCUCGGGCUUAGGAUGGUCCGAACGACGCUUGCGAAUUUAGUGCAUGGGUUCGAUUUUAGGUUGACCGAGGGAAUGAGCAGAGCAGAUAUAUGUAUGGAGGAGGAGUAUGGGCUCACUACACACCCCAAAGUUCGUCUUUCCGUAAUUAUGGAGCCUACUCUUCCAAGCCACCUUUACUAA